Diabrotica virgifera virgifera (western corn rootworm) is the source of this 1902-nucleotide messenger RNA. RefSeq names its product zinc finger protein 30-like. The record is from RefSeq and is a predicted model, not a curated record. Gene Ontology annotation, biological process: regulation of transcription by RNA polymerase II. Gene Ontology annotation, molecular function: RNA polymerase II transcription regulatory region sequence-specific DNA binding; DNA-binding transcription factor activity, RNA polymerase II-specific. The transcript has a single exon. Lineage: Eukaryota; Metazoa; Arthropoda; Insecta; Coleoptera; Chrysomelidae. The coding region runs from base 1 to 1902 and encodes 633 amino acids. Gene Ontology annotation, cellular component: nucleus.
AUGUUUAGUUAUGAUGAAAAAGAUAGACUUCGGUGUCGCUUAAACUGCAUGUGGUAUGGAUUUAGGACUGAUGAUUUACGAAAGCAGCAUUACAAAAAGCAGCAUUUUAGAUGUGCAUAUUGUGAGAUUGCCUUUUUAGAUAUUGAAGAUAGGAAUCGUCACCAAAAUAACGAGCAUAUCAUAUUUCAAAGCGAAUGUCAAUGCCCGUUGUAUUUUAGAACAGCAAAUCUAGCUUAUUAUCAUUGGAAUGUCAAACACAGGUUUACUUGUGAAUGUUGUGGCAAAUGGUUUGAUUCAGUUGAGGAGAGAAAUGUUCACGAGGAAGCCCGUCCAAAGUGUAUACCUUGUGGUAUAUCCUUCAAAACAGAUGACCAACUAACGUCUCAUAAUAAAGAUAUUCACUCAUUUGCAUGUGAAUAUUGUUAUGAUUUGUUUGACUCCAUCAAGGCGAGAGAUAUCCAUUUUAAAGAACAUUUUUUCGUGGAGUGUCAGGUAUGUGGUAGUAGAUUCAAAACAUAUGAGGAGGCAAUUCCGCAUGCAAAUAAACAUUUAACGUGCAAAUUUUGUGACGUUUUGUUUCUGUCCAUAAAUGAGAAAAAUAUUCACGACAAAGAAGAACAUUUAAAAUGUGAGUGUCCGAAUUGCGCUACAUUUUUUACAAAAGAUAAUAAACUGCAACAGCAUAUUAAAGCUGAACAUGAUUCAGCGUUUUUAUGCUCAUAUUGUGAUGAUAAGUUUGAGACAAAGGAGAAAAGAAAUCAACAUAUAGAAGAGAAACACUAUUUUUAUAAAUGCAGGGAUUGUGAAUUCUCCUCCUCUGUUUAUGGAAUCCUUUGUCAGCAUGUGAAUGUUAAACACUGGAUUAAAUGUAAGUAUUGUUCUGUGAAUUUCUGGCCAGAGGAGGAACUAAAUGCUCAUUGUAUUUAUCACAAGUGCCAACAUUGCGAUUUAUUCAUCAGUGGGGCAAUAGGCAUGGGUAACCAUAACAGAAGUAAACAUAAGUUUUGGUGCGAACAUUGUAAUAAUUGGUUUACAACAGCGCAAGAGAGAGACCAUCACGAACGAGAAGUACAUGAACCAUUUAAGUGUUACCAUUGUGAUAGUUCUUUUAAUGAAAGUGAAAAUUUGCAGAUACAUAUUGAAGGUAAACAUGAUUUAAGAUGCCAAUAUUGUGAUGAUUCGUUUGAAAGUUUUGAACAGCAAAAUAUCCACGAUAUCAGCGUACAUCUAACAAUUAAGUGCCCUUAUUGCGAUAAAUUGUUUAGAGAAGAUAAACACCUACAACCGCAUAUUAAUAUCAAUCAUUAUUUUGAAUGCCGAUAUUGUGAUGAAACAUUUUCAUACGACCAAGAAAGAUCAUUUCAUGAGAGAUGCAUACAUCUUACAAUUGAGUGCCCACAUUGUGAUAGGUUAUUCAAUGAAGAAAAAGAUCUACAAAAGCAUAAUCCACUUUGUAAAAACUUAUAUGGUAAUAAAUCCCAUACAUCUGGUAAUGCGAGUAAUUUGAAUUCUGUUAAGUGUCCAAAUUGUAUUAGAUUGUUCAGCUCAGAUCAGCAGCUAGAUACUCAUAUUCAAAAUAAACAUAAUUUUCAAUGCCCGUAUUGUAAUCAAGGGUUUAAAUCUUCUGAGGAGGUAAAUUCCCAUGAUAACGACGUUCAUUUAACUAUUAAAUGUCCACAAUGCGAUAGUUUAUUUAGAUCAAAUGAGCUACUUCGUCUGCAUGUUAAACUAACACAUAAUUUUGAAUGCUUAUAUUGUGAUAAAUCUUUUAAAUCUCUUCAAGAGACAGAGGCUCAUGAUAGAUGGGUACAUGUAAUCACUGUAUGCCGACGUUGCAAAAAGUUCUUCAGGGAAUAUAAACAGUUAAAUGAACAUAAUAACCUCAAACGACAUUAUUGGUAA